Phytophthora infestans T30-4 is the source of this 1736-nucleotide messenger RNA. RefSeq names its product calcyphosin, putative. The record is from RefSeq and is a predicted model, not a curated record. Lineage: Eukaryota; Oomycota; Peronosporomycetes; Peronosporales; Peronosporaceae. Gene Ontology annotation, molecular function: calcium ion binding. Bases 157 to 1230 code for a protein of 357 amino acids. The transcript is spliced from 3 exons.
AGCCGACUUUCACUUUGCGUAGACAAGUAAAUGACGUCCCAACACUCGAAAGAUCUGCAUUUUUUGACACAGUUACAGUUCUGCUACUUUGAGAAUUUCCCAUACACGACCUGUAACUUACAGGUUAUUGGAAACUCUCAAAGUAGCAGAACUCUCAUGAGCGAUAGCAGAAUAGACGCGAUGGAGACCAAACUGCGCGAGAUGUUUGAGGUACGAUCCGGUUACCGUGACGAGCACAGUCAGACAGCUUUACUCGCUAAGCACUUCCGAAACUUCGACAGGGACGGCUCUGGGGUCGUAGACUUUGACGAGUUUGCCCGUGCUAUGUUGUCGCUCAACUUUGUCGGUGUCCAAGCUGAGACUGAAGCUCUCUUUGACCGAUACGAUGCGGACCUGGACGGUGUACUGAGCUACGCUGAGUUUGCUCAAGCCAUCACGGGUUGUUCUGGGCGAGCUCUGCUGAAUGGAAGAACUCGAACUCUUCUGGAACGCGUACGAGAAAGCAUUCUGGAAGCUGGUGGCAAGAAUGGCAUCAGAACGCUGGGCGUGCUCUUACGUCGUAUGGACCAGAACGGCAACGGCGUGGUAGAGCUCGAGGAAUUUCGCGAUGGUAUCGUACAGUUGGGGAUUCAUGAUGCCGAUCCAGAGGAACUGGAGCGCACUUUCCGAUGCUUCGACCGCGACCAAAGUGGAAAGAUCACUAUUGACGAGCUCAUGCGUGGACUUCGGGGAUCCAUGUCAAAGCGCCGCAUCUUGCUUGUGAAGAAGGCCUUUGCUCUCUUGGACACUUCAGGAGAUGGCAAAGCUACAGUGGAAGAAGUUGAGCGUCUCUACGAUGCCUCGCAGCAUCCUGAAGUCCUCGCGGGUCGGAUGAAGCCUCGGGACGCGAUGCUGGAGAUGAUGAGUGUCUUCGAGCAGUCUGAUUCACGCGGUGACGGUGUUAUCACUUGGCACGAGUUCCUCGAGUACUACAAAGAUCUGAGCGCUGGGAUCAUCAACGAAGACGAGUUUGAGCUCAUGAUACGCAACGCCUGGCAUCUCAGUGGAGGUGUGGGCUGGAGUGCCAACUCAUCAUGUCGUCGAGUGCUAGCCACCUUUCGCGAUGGAUCACAAAGAGUCCUUGAGAUCGAGAACGACCUGGGCAUUGCCGCCUGCGAUACGCGUCGUAUGGUAGAAAAGCUCAAAGCUCAGGGAUACAAAGACAUCGUAGCGAUCUCACUAACUCAGUAACAAACUGAUCUUCGGAUCGAUCUAGACAGAUACCGUCACUUGGAUGACAUCGGCUUAUCCCGAAGAAGACACCGUGCUCGACUCGGAUAGUGAGCUACAAGUAAGCGAAAGUCUCGAAGCACAGCAGAAGCGAGAGGGAAGAAAUGUAUUGAUCUACCUCAGCUACUGGUCGAGGAAGCGUUACCACUUAAAUUUCAGGCUGUAUACCACAUAUGUACAUCAGGCUAUCAGCAGCUCGAUACCAUCGACGGAGCCAUGUGCAAGCUGUACACUGUACAAUAGUUUGGCAAUGGACGGAGCUGCUGCUAGAGGCCGCGCCUCGCUUCUCUAGUGGCUCCAUUCCAACAGAAGUGAAGGCUGCUCAUCAGCGGCUUUCGUCGGAGAGCACAAGACGCUCAAGUGGCUACAUAGGUAUUGUCCAUUGCAGUGCAGUCUCGAUCGAAAGCUUGCAGCAGCUGGACACAAUCACGGUCGAAUGACACUUUAUCUACAGCGGACUCAUUACA